This is a messenger RNA of Spodoptera littoralis (African cotton leafworm), 4182 nucleotides long. Lineage: Eukaryota; Metazoa; Arthropoda; Insecta; Lepidoptera; Noctuidae. The record is from the annotation of a GenBank genome assembly.
AUGUUGCUAGUUCACACGUGUUUAUUUGUGUUAUUUGCACUUUUUAUUGAUAACUGUGCGCCUCGGUCUGUGGAGGAAAUCGACGAACAUUUCCUCUUGCACCCUAAGUACACGAGAUACGAUGAUUUGUUGAAGUUGACUAGUGAAUUAGAAUCGACUUACCCGGAUCUGAUCAAAUCAUAUUCUAUUGGGAAGUCAGUCCAAGGACGGCAACUGUUGGUUCUGCAAAUAAGCGAGGAUGUGAAAACGCCGCAUUAUGAGCGGCCGUCGUUUAAAUACGUGGCUAAUAUGCAUGGAGACGAGUCCGUGGGGAGACAGUUGAUGGUGUACCUGGCGCAGUACCUGCUGGCUAACUAUGGGAAGGAUGAGAGAGUUACAAAGCUCCUGAACACGACUGACAUACACUUGAUGCCGUCCCUGAACCCUGAUGGCUUUGAAAGCAGUGAGGAGAGUAACUGCGAAUCCCUAAAAGAAUAUAAAGGCCGGAAUAACGCUAAAGGUGUGGACCUAAACAGAGACUUUCCCGACCAGUUUGACAAGCACAAAUCCAAUGAUGAGGAGUACAUGUUCGGUGGUCGGCAACCGGAGACCGUGGCGUUAAUGCGAUGGGUUACCGGCAAGCAGUUUGUGUUGUCAGGGAACCUGCAUGGUGGCGCUGUUGUAGCUAGUUACCCUUAUGAUGACUCCAGUACGGGCAAAGAAUGCUGCGAAGAAAGUCGUUCCCCCGACGACACUCUAUUCAAGCACCUGGCUAAUGUAUACGCGUCCCGUAACGCAGAGAUGAGGGCGGGGGACACGUGUCCUCCUGAGCACUUCGAUGGAGGACUCACUAAUGGAGCGCACUGGUAUUCUGUACAAGGUGGCAUGCAAGACUUCAACUAUGUGCAUUCAAACUGCUUUGAAGUGACCUUCGAGCUGUCCUGCUGCAAAUACCCGCCAGCUUCCGAAAUGCCCAAGUACUGGGAGCUGAACAAAGACUCUUUACUGUCCUUCAUAGAACAAGCCAAUUUAGGAGUCACCGGAAUUGUCGUGGAUGAAGCCGGAGAACCGGUCAAGAACGCCCAAAUCAAAAUAGAGGGCAACGAGCAUACAGUCCGCACUACAGAGCAUGGCUACUACUGGCGCAUGUUGCUACCUGGACAAUACAACAUCACUGCUGUUGCCUCUGGCUACUCAAUACCUCCAUACACAACAAUAACCAUCCCGGACGACCAGUCGUCUCCGAUCUCCCUGAACAUGACAGUCCACCGGCGCCCUCGCUCUCUGAUGGCGGUUCAUACAAGGUGGCCGCGUCACGAACUGGACGGUAUUUCCCCCGUAGACUUCACUCACCACGAUUAUGUGAAGAUGGAGAGCUUCCUCAAGAAACUGAAUGAUCAGUACCCUCGCAUCACCAAGCUGAGCAGCAUCGGCAAGUCUGUGGAGGGCAGGGAGUUGUAUGUGCUUGAAGUUACUCAAGACCCUGGAAUGCAUAAGCCGGGCAAGCCCGAAUUCAAAUACGUAGCGAACAUGCACGGCAACGAGGUGAUAGGCAAGGAGCUCCUCCUGCUCCUAGCCAAAUACCUGUGCCAGGAGUACGUGAGCGGCAACCAGAGGAUACAGAAGAUGCUUAAUACUACCAGGAUCCACCUUCUACCCAGUAUGAACCCUGAUGGAUAUGAGAAGGCGAGAAUUGGAGAUUACAGCAGUCUCCGUGGCAGAAGUAACGCCCACAACGUAGACUUAAACAGGAACUUCCCUGACCAAUUUGGUGACACUACAGACAACAAGAUCCCUGAGCCAGAAACCUUGGCCGUGAUGAACUGGUCCCUCUCUGAACCCUUCGUCCUGUCUGCCAAUCUUCACGGAGGAGCUUUAGUCGCCAACUACCCAUAUGAUGGCAACCCUGAUAUGCAAAGCGGGUUGGAAUAUCUGACUCCGGACAACCCUGUGUUCCUGCAUUUGGCUCAUACUUAUUCUGAGGCUCACCAUAAAAUGCACUUGGGACAACCCUGCAAGAAUCUCCCCAGCGAAAAAUUCCCACAAGGCAUUACUAAUGGUGCUAAAUGGUACGUACUAGCAGGCGGUAUGCAAGACUGGAACUACUUACAUACGAAUGACAUGGAGAUUACAUUGGAACUCGGUUGCUUCAAGUUCCCUCCGGCAGAGGACCUGCCUACUUACUGGGAGGAUAACAAGGAGGCUUUGCUUAAGUUUAUUGAACAGGUACACAACGGUGUAAACGGCUUCGUCCACAGCCACAUUGGUCAUCCACUCGCGAAUACAACUAUCAAAGUGGAAGGUGUAACUCACAUAGUCAAAACUGCCAAGGAUGGUGACUACUGGAGACUGUUGGAGCCUGGCACUUACAAUAUUACUGCUAUUAAACACGGCUAUGAAAGUAUAACAGAACAAGUAACAGUUCCCGAAGAAGGUACAGUCAGCGUCAACUUCACUCUCAUGGCCGACGACCCGCAACAUUGGUCAUCUGCCUACGACUUCCGUGUGUUGGACAACGUAAUAAACACACGGUACCACACGCGGCUGGAGAUGUAUGCUGCACUCUCUGAGCUGGAGAACCGGUUCCCAAGCAUCGCGGAGUUCAGGGCCGGAGACAGCAUGCUUACUUCUACGUUCCACCAGCUAAAGAUGACUGAUGAUGUCGGCUCACCAGAAGAAACCAAAUUCCACAUCGCCAUAAUGAGCAGUUUCUACGGCUCUCAGCCUUUAGGCCAAGAAAUGCUACUGAACUUCGCUCGCCACAUCGGCACGGCUUACACGAUCGGAGAGCCAGUACACAAGCGCCUUCUCCAAAACACAGUGCUACACUUCAUACCAAACAUAGACGCAUUAUCAGACAAAAUCAUAAAACAGUAUGAUGAAACUGAUAAAUGCGAAAUUGAAGCCUUAGAAGAAGAAUUCGGAGACAGUUUAUACGCCUACCUAACAAAGAAAGACUUAAAUCCUCUUUCAAACUACAGCAGAGAAAUCUCCUUCUUGAAUAUGCUGGAAGCUGAGAAGUAUGAUGUUAUUCUAGAACUUGCUUCGGGGUCAGAAGACGUAAAAUAUCCAGAGUUAUCCAAGAAUGUGUUUGAGAAGUUUGCUAAGACGUACCAGGAUAGCAGGGUUACUGAGGAUAGGUAUGAGUGUAAGGGCGGUGGAGUGAAACAUGACGAUCUAAUAGAUGUGUUAUAUGAACGGUAUAAUACGCCCGUCAUAUCUGCGGGACUCAGUUGCUGUAAGAUGCCGAUGGACAAAGACAUUGCUUGGGUUUGGAGAAGCAAUCUCAGAGGGAUCAUGAAGUUUGCUGAGCUGGCGAAUACUGGUGUGGUAGGCUACAUAAAGAACGAGGAAGGUAUCCCAAUGCGCGACGCUAUAGUGGCAGUGACGGGCGUAGAGCGACAGUAUCGAGUGACUCGCAAUCUAGCACACUAUCGCAUCAUGUUGCCGCCUGGCGUCUACCGGGUUAUUGUACGGUGCCAUAAUUAUCAGGAUCAGAUGUUAGUAUGGUCGGUAGUGGAAGGCGUGCUCAAGAGUAAGGACAUAAUAAUGCGUCGCGUGGACUCCGACACUAUUCCUGGCGGACAGUUCGCUGAGGUGAAGGUAGAUGACAACCCUAACGUCGUGUAUGUUACUGGUUUAACUCUAGACCGCAACAGCGUGCCGUUACCAUCGGUCUCAGUGGACAUUCGACCUUUAGGCGCGAAGUCUCCGAUAGCUAAGAACGAGAGUGACGCCUCAGGACGAUAUGUCCUCGCCCUACCACUGGACUAUAAGGCUAAGGAGGUCGUUGCCAGCGCGUCUGUGAAUGGAUAUAUCACGAAACAGAAGCAUGUUGUGAUAAACGGCAAAGAGAACUUGACUCCGAAUAUACUGUUCAAGCUGGAGAGCGAUGACUACGUGUUGGGCAUGCCACGACUUGUCUUCGUCAUGUUGGCAGGUGUGAUCGGUGUAGCAGUAGUGACAAUAUCAGCGUGGUGCUUCAGUUGCCGCGAGCGCGCGAAGGACUCGCGCCGACAGUACAUGUUCACACAGAUACCCAGCGACGAUAAACGACCGCUCUGUGAUGAUGCCAGUGGAUAUGACAUCGUUCGCAAACCUUACUUCGAUGAAGAAGACUUACCUGCUUCAGAAACGGAUUCCGAGGAAGAAAUAGUGCUACUCAGGUCAGAUAGAGAUUGGAAGCAAGCGGACCAAGAAUAA